Messenger RNA from Meloidogyne enterolobii, 333 nucleotides. NCBI's taxonomy places the organism in Eukaryota, Metazoa, Nematoda, Chromadorea, Rhabditida, Meloidogynidae. The record is from the annotation of a GenBank genome assembly.
AUGUUGAUCCAAGUAGGAAAUAUUCAUUCUGAUAAUAAUGAAGGAACUUAUCUAAAUAAUACACAGAAUGAAAAUUUCAGAAAUAAAGGUAAAUUGCCUAUUGUUUACGAAGAGAGCAUUCAAUUUGAAAAAGGAAGUCAUGUGAAUCAAGAGGAGGAAGAAAGUAAUAAAGGCGAAUCAGAAACUUAUAUGGAAGAGCAAAAUCAAACUGUGGUGGAAGAGCCAACUAGCAUAAAUUACAUAAAUCAGAUAGAUUCAGAUGAGGAAGAUGAGGAUGAUUAUCUUCGUUAUCUGAACGACAAGCCUGAGGAUGAAGAUGAGGACGUUUGUUAA